GCGAGUAUUUUCAUUUAUUUUCAAAAUGGCGGCGGGAAGGAAAAAUUUGAAGUCUACACAGAAAGUUGGUUUUCUCAGUUCUAAGGGCGUUUGUCAGUGCUGUGCGAUUAUUCCGGCCGUUAUACUAGCAGCGAUCUUCGGAGUCACAAGAAUCGCAGCGUUGGCAUCACCAGACAGAGUUCCAACCCAACACACCCUCCUCUCCAUUCUCACACUAGACCUCGGAAACUUACUACCGGAUGGAAGAGAACUCUGGGACUCACUCCGCCACCAAGCAACGAAAAAAUUACAGUCUCUCUCGGAGAACGAAAACGUCCAGAUUUGUGUGUUUGGUUACGUGUCGGCGGUGUUCUUACUUCUGACCAUGAGUUUGGUUAAGAAGCUGCAGGUUUGGGUCACCAGAAGGAAGCCCAAGAGGGGCAGACCGAAAAAGAACCCAGAGGUUGAAUGUUCAGAUGUUCGUAGCUGGUACAGAGUUGGAGCGGUGACCCUCCUGGUGCUGUCUGUGUGCAGUCUGGUGUGGGAGUGGGUCAGGAUGUACCAGAUAGAAGUGGCUAAGAAAGCAGCCACUGUGCACGUGGGUUUCCCCACCAGAUGCAGCACAGACACUAUCGGUACCUGGACGUCCAUAAAAUCCUACCUGCGCUGGCACCUGUCCUGGUCACAUGACCCGUGCGAGCAAUACCAUCAGGCGUUGCUGGUCAACCCCUUCUGGGAGGUCAACCCUCUCAUGGUGCUGACAGCUACAGUGACCAGGUGCGUUGUCCGGCCGGUGGAGCUGCUCAGCGCUGGUGCCGGAACCAGUCUCCGCCUGCUCUUCAGCGAGAUCCCGUCACCAUGGCAACCUGUCAUCAUGGCGACGAUCGUCAUAGCAACCGUCCUGACCCUCACCAUGGCCUGCAGAUACAGGAUCCGAUUUCCUCUCUUCUUUUCACUCGAGCCUUCGUCGAGCAAAACUGACCCCACACAUUCUAAUGCUCUACCUCCUACUAGUACAACUUCUACAAAUGCUAUAGAGGAUAGGAAAGAUGGGACUGUAGUUAAAACACACAAAAAUAGCCGGGAGGUAAAAGAUGAACGUUACAAUCGUCAACUGAAGUUGUUGAGCAAGUUUUCUACACUGAGUAAGAAAAGUGCAGAUGGGGAGAAAAGUUCCUUUGCACACUUACAGGCUUCACCCAGUAGAAAUGGUGGAUAUAGUCAUGACGGUGUGAAGUCUUUAGCUGCUACAAUGUGACCCCAAGUUGCUGUUUUUAAGAAUUAUUUUGCUAUAAUUUAAGGUGUUAUUAUGUUUAUUGGUAAAGUACUGUCAGUGUUAGCUGACACUACAUGUUUUUUUGUAAUUUGAAUUUUUGCCCUUUAGUAGAUGUUUUACUAUAACGUUUCUCACACUACUCAGUCCCAAGUUAGCUUUGUAACAGUCUACCUAUUGGUUAACAGAAUACUUUAAGUGUAAGCAGUCCUUUUAUUAGAUGUUGUACCAUAACAUUUCGUCCCUCAGUCUAGAUGUACAUGAUGUAGCUUAAUUUUGUAACUGUCUGAUGAUAAUCAUGCCUCAAUGUAACUUCAUUUGUAGUUUUAACAUUAUUGUAAUAAGCUAUGCAACUGGUUGUGGAAUACAUGUAGCUUUAGUACUGUGUGUAUAGACUGUUUCAACAUGUCAUGUCCUUAAUAUUGUGCUAUUUUGUUAUUCAAAAGUAUUUUUGAACACAUUUUUGUAACAAACAGCAAUAACAUGUAAUGUCCACAAAAUGGUUUUCCUUUAAAUUUUCCCACAUUCCAUUUCAAGGGAAAAAUUUCAGAAUGAUGAAUAAAUGUCAAUAUUUGUAUAUAAUGAUGAGGAAGUUGUAUCCAUAAUCUUUUUUUGAGGAUAUUACUCUUAUGUUACAACACAAUAAAAAUCUCUUUUUUUUUCUGUCAAAAAAUGGG
Molecule: messenger RNA, 1929 nt
Organism: Branchiostoma belcheri (Belcher's lancelet)
Lineage: Eukaryota; Metazoa; Chordata; Leptocardii; Amphioxiformes; Branchiostomatidae
Product: chloride channel CLIC-like protein 1
Exons: 6
Coding region: 26-1237 (403 amino acids)
Cellular component (GO): endoplasmic reticulum; membrane
Molecular function (GO): chloride channel activity
Source: RefSeq, a predicted model, not a curated record